CAUGACCACGCCCUACAACAUGGUCACACUAUCUCCAUCACUAGUUUUGCAAGUUUUGAGGAAUCGUUUGCUCUUGAAAGCUAGUACAAAAAUAAGAGGAGAUCUAGUACACAAGCCUGGCUCGUCUGUGUAUGCUGGUUUUGAUCCUACUAGUGAUAGCCUACACGUGGGGCACCUACUAACUAUUAUUCCAUUAAUUCAUUUUCAACAUGCUGGAUAUCAACCGAUUGCUGUGUUAGGCGGGGCUACAGGUAUGAUAGGUGAUCCUAGUGGUAGAACAAAGGAUAGGGAGUCUUUGUCGACUGAUUUUGUACAAGAAAAUAUAAUCAAAAUGUCCUCGAUCCUUUCAACAAUAUUCUCAAACUCUUUGUCUCUUGUUAGUGUCACUCCAGCCCAGCCAGUGCUAAAGAUACUUAAUAAUGCUGAUUGGUACAGAGAUAUAAAUGUUAUUGAGUUUUUGUCUGGUUUUGCUCGUAGCUUUCGUGUCGGAGCAAUGCUGCAUAAAGAAAGUGUUCAGCUGAGAUUACAAUCAGAGCAUGGAAUCAGUUUUGCUGAGUUCUCUUAUCCUAUAUUCCAAGCCUAUGACUUCUUUCAUUUGCAUCAGAAUUAUAAAACAUGGCUACAAAUAGGUGGGGGAGACCAAUGGGGGAACAUAUCCAGUGGCUGUGAACUACUGAACAAAUGCACACAAGAAGACAUAGAAGGUUUGACAGUUCCAUUACUACUAUCCAGUUCAGGUGAGAAGAUCAGUAAGACAGCUAACAAUGCAAUAUGGCUCUCUCCUAAUAAAACUUCGCCUUUUCAAUUAUACCAGUUUUUCUUACAAACACCAGAUGACACUGUGCAUCAGUAUCUUCUUAAUUUCACUUUUACAUCCUUUGAAGAGAUAGAAAGAAUAAUCUUGGAUCACCUUUCCAACCCAGAGAAAAGAAUAGCACAAGUGCAUUUAGCAAAACAAGUUACACAGUUAGUGCAUGGAGAAAGAGGAUUGGAAGAAGCUCUGAUAAGUACUAAAGCUCUCUUUGAAGACCAGCAAUUACUUUAUAGCCUCUCGCGUGAUAGUUUCGAAAAAUUAUUCAAAAGUGUACCAAGUGUUUCGCUAUCUAAGGAAGAAGUUAAAUCUUCAGCUGAUAAACUAGUUAAUGUUGUGUAUCAUUUGCCUGGAAUUAAUUCAAGAAAAAAAGCAAGAAAGCUCAUAGAGAGUGGAGCAUUACACAUUAACUCAAAGAAAGUGGAAUCAAUCGAUGAAAAGUGGUCACAUGACACUCACGUGAUACGAGACUAUAUCAGCGUAAUCAAGAUUGGCAAAAAAACUGUACAGCUAAUCAAGUGGACAUAAGUCACGUGACAACACGUGGUUUAGCGCAUGCGCAUAAAUUUCUGUAAAAAAUCCA
Molecule: messenger RNA, 1394 nt
Organism: Amphimedon queenslandica
Lineage: Eukaryota; Metazoa; Porifera; Demospongiae; Haplosclerida; Niphatidae
Product: tyrosine--tRNA ligase, mitochondrial-like
Exons: 13
Coding region: 2-1339 (445 amino acids)
Biological process (GO): tyrosyl-tRNA aminoacylation
Cellular component (GO): mitochondrion; cytosol
Molecular function (GO): RNA binding; ATP binding; tyrosine-tRNA ligase activity
Source: RefSeq, a predicted model, not a curated record